Messenger RNA from Ipomoea nil (Japanese morning glory), 753 nucleotides. RefSeq lists its product as uncharacterized. Lineage: Eukaryota; Viridiplantae; Streptophyta; Magnoliopsida; Solanales; Convolvulaceae. The record is from RefSeq and is a predicted model, not a curated record. The coding region runs from base 1 to 753 and encodes 250 amino acids. The transcript has a single exon.
AUGGCUCCGUCUCGUCAUCGCACCCGUACUCCCGAGACGCCGACCAACGAGCAGCUGGCUCAGAACCUACAGCAUUUGACACAAACAAUGCAGACGCUGAGUGAAGCCCUUCUGCACAACAACAACCCUGCUCCUCCGCCGCCGCCUGCCGGGAAUGGGGAUGUGAGAUGCUUAGUCUCGGGGCAUAGGCCGCCAAUUUUCGCCGGAGAGGAAGAUCCCGUGUUGCUCGAGGAAUGGAUCCGGUCCCUCGAUAAGUUCUUCGCUGUUGUGGGUUGUCCUGAGGAUCGUCGUGUGGAGUUGGCUUCUUUCUACUACAGACACGAGGCCGAUCUCUGGUGGGUGCACGUGGGUCUCGCGUGCCAAGAAGAGCCUGGUUUUGACUGGUCAGCCCUGAAGGACAAGAUGAGGGAGAGGUUCUACCCAUCUCAUGUCCGAGCAACCAUGUACGAGGAGUUCUUACAUCUUCAGCAGGGGUCGUCAUCCGUGGUUGAAUACCACAAGCGCUUCCUUGAGCUAGGCCGUUUUGCUCGGAUGUUGGUUCCCACCGAGCUGGCAAAGGUGGAGAAGUUUGUAGCGGGGCUCAACUACGAAGCCCGGAAGGCAUUAACUGUGAGCAAGCUUAGGACGCUUAAUGAAGCCUAUCUGAGUGCAGCAGAUCUGUAUCGAGUGCAACAGCUUGAGCGAGGGUCUUUUGAGUUCGCCAAGAAGAGAAAUGAAGGAAGUGGGUCCCACAGUUUCAAGAAGCCGAGAUAA